Molecule: messenger RNA, 1140 nt
Organism: Papaver somniferum (opium poppy)
Lineage: Eukaryota; Viridiplantae; Streptophyta; Magnoliopsida; Ranunculales; Papaveraceae
Product: N-alpha-acetyltransferase MAK3-like
Exons: 5
Coding region: 68-676 (202 amino acids)
Biological process (GO): N-terminal peptidyl-methionine acetylation
Cellular component (GO): NatC complex
Molecular function (GO): protein-N-terminal amino-acid acetyltransferase activity
Source: RefSeq, a predicted model, not a curated record
UCAAGCAGCUUAGAUACGCCGUACGCGGUGGAGAAUUCUCCUGAAGAGAAGAAACCAGAGAGAAAGAAUGGAGGAGACGAAGAAGGAAGAAGAGGGAGAAGCGGUGAUGGAAGAAGUUGAUCCAUCAGAAAUAGAUUAUGUUAGUUAUGGUGGCGAACAUCACUUGCCUCUCAUCAUGCGAUUGGUUGACAAAGAACUUAGUGAACCCUAUUCUAUCUUCACUUACAGAUACUUUGUCUAUCUAUGGCCUCAACUUUCUUUCCUGGCGUUUCAUAAAGGAAAUUGUAUUGGAACAGUUGUUUGCAAGAUGGGUGAACAUAGGAAUACUUUCAGAGGAUAUAUUGCUAUGCUUGUUGUUAUCAAAUCUUAUAGAGGAAAAGGCAUUGCUACAGAGCUUGUUACCCGAUCGAUACAAGUGAUGAUGGAAUCAGGAUGUGAAGAGGUAACACUAGAAGCAGAAGUGUCAAACAAGGGAGCACUUGCGUUGUAUGGUCGUCUUGGGUUUAUCAGGGCAAAAAGGCUCUUCCGGUAUUACUUGAAUGGAGUUGAUGCUUUCCGGCUUAAGUUAUUGUUUCCUCGGCCAGAGAUAAGCUCCCUGCUUAGGAUGGCAAAUAACGAAGAUGGUUAUUAUCAUAACAAUCAGCAAUUUGAGGAAGGAAGUUCUCAAGUCAACUAAGACGGCAUCUGGUCCAAGUUUUUGCAGGGAACUGUUAGAGAGACUCGGACUUUGCUGAGCUACAAGUACGAGUGAAUUGAUAUGGUGCCAAAAGGGACUAGGUUGAAGCAAUGUUAAGAGGUACCGGAAACAGACUAAUGACGUAAAGAAGGCGAACAAUGAAGUAUGGGAAGAAAGUCCAUAUUUAUUGCAUUUGCAAAUUUGAUGAUGGUUGUUGGCACAUUUGAGCUCCUUUUCUCUUGUUCUAGGGCUUGAUGAUUGGAUGCGCUGUUACAGCCUUGUUUUUGCAGUGCUUUGAUCAUGCUGCAUGAUUUAUUGUAUGUAUAAUUCCUGUCUAAGAAUCUUAGCUCGUGAAUAUCAUUCGAUUGCAAAUGGGGAAAACUUAUAAUGGUAACCUACUGUCUAGUGAAAGUGAGAACAAAAUGGUAAAACUUGACAGAACAAUGGAAAUUUUUGUUUAUUUA